GUGAACUGAACUAAGAGAGGGCUAAUCAUAGAGAGUGAAAGAGAUGAUCAUCGUUACUCGCUGAAUCCGACUUACUUGAGAUUUGCACAGUAAUGCCAUUGUUGAAUUCUGAUUCACAGAGAGGAAUUCAACGAAGAUGCAGUGGUACUUCGUUGCCGCGCUCCUCACUGUUCUUACUAGUUCUCAGGGAAUUUUGACAACACUUUCACAAAGUAAUGGUGGCUACAAGUAUGAUUACGCCACUGUUCCAUUUCUUGCUGAAUUUUUCAAGCUUGUUGUUUCUGGUUUGUUUCUUUGGAAGGAGUUUCGAGGAUCAUCUAUCCCAAGAAUGACAACAGAGUGGAAGAGUAUCCGGUUAUAUCCGAUUCCUUCAAUAAUAUAUCUGGUACAUAACAAUGUUCAGUUUGCUACAUUGACUUAUGUGGAUACAUCCACAUAUCAGAUAAUGGGGAAUCUCAAGAUUGUCACCACUGGCAUAUUGUUCAGGCUAUUCCUGCAGAGGAAAUUAUCAAAUCUGCAGUGGAUGGCAAUUGUUCUAUUGGCUGUGGGAACAACCACUAGUCAAAUAAAAGGUUGCGGGCAGUCUUCAUGUGACUCAGUCUUUUCCGCACCUAUACAGGGAUAUAUGUUUGCUGGCCUAUCUGCCUGUCUAUCAGCAUUGGCAGGUGUUUACACAGAGUUUCUCAUGAAGAAGAAUAAUGACAGUUUGUACUGGCAAAAUGUGCAACUAUAUACGUUUGGUGUGAUUUUCAACAUGGCAAAACUAAUUUUGGAUGAUGUUAGAGGUGGGCUUGAAAAUGGACCUUGGUGGCAACGUCUUUUCAAUGGCUACAAUAUUACAACAUGGAUGGUCGUUUUAAAUUUAGGAUCUACCGGGCUGUUGGUCUCAUGGCUAAUGAAAUAUGCUGACAACAUUAUAAAGGUCUAUUCAACAUCUAUGGCAAUGCUGCUGACAAUGCUUUUGUCCAUAUACCUCUUCAACUUCAAGCCCACUUUACAGCUUUUCCUUGGUAUUAUCAUCUGCAUGAUGUCACUACAUAUGUACUUUGCUCCUCCAAACAUGCUCUUGGAUUUACCUUCUACAGAGAAACCAACUUCUGAGAGUGCUCUAAAAGAAAUUCAUGUUGAAAGAAGGACCAAUCCUUGAGCCAUUACUCUUUCCAAAUGUAAAUUACCACCUCUCAGCCGAUUGUUCUAUCGAUGUUGAGGUAUAUACUAUAAUCAUUGUUUGUUACUACCAAAUCAUUUAAUUUUUCCAAUUUCUCAUUCAUAGAAGUUUAAAUGUUUGGCUAGACA
Molecule: messenger RNA, 1296 nt
Organism: Impatiens glandulifera
Lineage: Eukaryota; Viridiplantae; Streptophyta; Magnoliopsida; Ericales; Balsaminaceae
Product: CMP-sialic acid transporter 1-like
Exons: 8
Coding region: 137-1147 (336 amino acids)
Biological process (GO): pyrimidine nucleotide-sugar transmembrane transport
Cellular component (GO): Golgi membrane
Molecular function (GO): pyrimidine nucleotide-sugar transmembrane transporter activity
Source: RefSeq, a predicted model, not a curated record